ACCCAUCGCGAAUUGGUUCAUCCAUCUUUGUUCAUUUUCUUCUAUCACUAAUCGUGAUAAUGGCGUCGAAUCAACCAAACAGCACCCUUUAUAUCAACAAUCUCAACGACAAAGUACACAAGGAUGAGCUACGUCUUCAGCUUCUUGCACUGUUCACCACAUAUGGUAAGGUCAUCGACGUUGUCGCCUCUAAAGGUCCAAAGAAGAAGGGCCAGGCUUUCCUCGUUUUCAACGAUCUUGCUGGUGCAACUACAGCUAUGCGUGCUUGCGAGGGGAUGCUGUUCUAUGAUAAGCCCAUGCACAUUGACUACGCGAAAACUAAGUCAUACGCAACUUCACGUAAAGAUGAUCCAAAUUUUGUGCCUCCAAAUGCCGCCAAUGCGAGUUCUUUAAUCAGGGAUGGUGCUUUGGAAAAAGAUAAGAAGCGCCAGCGGGAAGCAGACGAUGAAAUUGGGAGGCAAACAAAACGAGAGAAGGCAGAAUCAGAUGAUGAAAUGGAGAUUGACGAUGAUGAAGACGAUGAUGACAAUGAUUCUCGAUUGAAUAGUGUAGUAGCUCCAGGUGUAAUUCCUGCACUGGUGGAUUAUCCUACGCCCCGACUUUUCUGUACAAAUCUGCCGCUUGAGGUUUCAGACAGUGUUCUUUCUGUUCUUUUUCAACAGUAUCAAGGAUACCAAUCUACACAUGUGUCCAUGUCGCCGACCCCAAAUGCUGUUGGAUCUCCGGUCAAAAUGGCCCAAGUAAUAUUCGAGUCAGCAGAGCUUGCAACUGUGGCAAAGGAAGCAUUGGACGGGUAUACGCUGAAGAAGGACUGGAUAAUGUCCGUUCAAUAUGUGUAGCAGAAAACAAUCU
Molecule: messenger RNA, 852 nt
Organism: Lentinula edodes (shiitake mushroom)
Lineage: Eukaryota; Fungi; Basidiomycota; Agaricomycetes; Agaricales; Omphalotaceae
Exons: 4
Coding region: 60-839 (259 amino acids)
Biological process (GO): mRNA splicing, via spliceosome
Cellular component (GO): U1 snRNP
Molecular function (GO): U1 snRNA binding
Source: RefSeq, a predicted model, not a curated record